AACUGGUCCGAGCUUUGUAACUCCUCCGACUUUGACAUACUGCGCCAGGAAUUCAUAGAGGAUAAUUCGAUUUCUUCCUUGAUUUGGACAGCAGCUUACCUAGUUCCGUUGAAACCGACAUGGAGACCCGGAAGUUGACCGUGAAGCGGCACUUGCCAGUGACCAAAGGCGAUGUGUUGGCUAAAAAGAAAUCUCACCGAAAACUGGACGAGAUGCCCACCCACUCAAAGCGCCUGGUGGUGACGCGCAGUGGUCGUGUUGUAGUAUCGCGGUCGGACCAGCAGUUUGUCUUCCCAGCUUCUCAGUCGGAGGGCGAUGGCGAGGAGGACUCCAAUGAUCUGUCGCUGGAUGCCGACGACGAGGAGUAUUGGGGACAUGCCUUCGAGCAGCCCAAGUGGACGGGGCGCAAAAGGCGUAGCAGUUGCAAAUCCAGCAGCACCAACGCGUCGCCAGAAGCAGUACCUUCGCUGGUCUACCUAGAAUUGGGCAAUAAAGUCCUUAUCGUUAGGGACGAGCCACAGCCCAACAUCGUCCUGGGAAACGAUGAGGAGCUGAAAACGAAGAUGCACAAGUUUUUGGGUCUGAUGCCAUCACGCCGCAAGCUCUACAAUCCUGCGGUGGAUAGCGAUAUGGAUCCGCAGGAUGAUGAAAAGAUAGUGUCCAGGGAGGAGAACCAGGCUGAAAUCAGGGAUGACUUUGUGCGCCAAGCCAAUGUCUACUCUCUUGAGGAGUGCACCCCGGACUUUGUCAAGGAGCCCAUUGAUCUAAGCGGUCUUCCCAGCAAAAAGCAGUUAGCCGCCAACUGCCGCCGCCACAAGAGCAGUGUAGCCUGCCUGGAGCGGCACAAAGGGUUCUACGGAUUCGUUCAGUCGCUCAGCCCGGCGAUCUCGCUCAACAGGUGCCAUCCGCUGGCGCUCACCUACCGGCAGACCAAUUUCCACCAACGCAAAGUGGCACUGGCCAAGGUGCUGUUCAACAUGUUCAACCACGCCAUCUUCCACUGCGGCCUGCAGGUGCCCAUUAUUUGGAAGCACUCCAUGACCACGCGAUGGAAGUGCCAAUUGGCCAUCGACACCUCCGGUAAGCGCACGGCCGAGAUUCUACUCCUGCGCCGCAUAGCGACUGCAGCCGAGCUCAUCCAGCUCCUGCUGCACGGGAUGUGCCAUGCGGCGUCUUUCGUGUUCAACCGGGAGUUGAGUCACGGCGACAACUGCCGCAGAUGGGCCUACCAGGCGAGGAUGGCCUUGCCGGAGGCACCCACCAUCGAGGAAAACUGCUUUGGUAGCUUCAAGUACACCUGCACCAUGUGCACCCGCUGCUCCUACGGCGUGGCCGACUUGAGCACGCAGCUCCUACGUUGCUCCCACUGCCAAUUCGAGGUGAGUGUGAAGCCGUGCAACAUAAAGAUACACGACGGCGCCCGGUCAGAUCCGACUUUGACCCCGUUCAAGUGCUUCAUCCGGGACAACUACUUGAAGCUGGGCGAGGAAGGAGGCACCACGCACUCCUCCAAGAUGGCGCUGCUCAACGAGGAGUUCAUGAAGAUGAACUCCACAAAGGCUUAGAAAGCAGGUAUAAAAUUUGCAGAAUAUAUUGAAAGGAGGCAUACGAAUGCAGAAGCCUUAACUAGUAUAUAUUUUUAUGUUAACAACCAAGUCACAUGCCACAUUCCCAAAGGAAGUGUAUAACACUUCAUUACU
This is a messenger RNA of Drosophila teissieri, 1700 nucleotides long. RefSeq lists its product as uncharacterized. NCBI's taxonomy places the organism in Eukaryota, Metazoa, Arthropoda, Insecta, Diptera, Drosophilidae. Gene Ontology annotation, cellular component: nucleus. The record is from RefSeq and is a predicted model, not a curated record. The coding region runs from base 120 to 1565 and encodes 481 amino acids. The transcript has a single exon.